AGCCAAUACUGCUGGCACCUGUGUAUUCAUAUCCACUCCCUGUAAUUAAGAAUUCCACAGUAAAGCAAGACAGCACAUCUAGAAAACUGAAUGAAUCAUGGAAAAUUCAUUAGAAUCAGCUCAGUGGGUCUCUUCCAGUGUGGUUAAUUCUGACCCACUAACCAGCUUUUCAGUGGAGCAAGAGCUACUACCACCUGCUGAGGAGGAAGAAACCUUCUACUCCAGCUCAGACACAGACUAUGCCAGCUUGCCAUCCUAUCUCUCCAAUAACCACAGUCAUGCCUCUUCUGCAUUCAGAAACAGCCCAGUUCAGCAAGUGUAUACAUCACCAUCCCUGCUUGGUAAUCUCCAAUGGCUUGACAGCUCAGGGGGGCAUGCUUUGACCUCACCUUACAACACUGCUUCCACAGCAUGGACAACGAACCCUUUUACAAAAACACAACUUUACCCCCACAUCUCCCCACCCCUAUAUCCUACCAACAGUACAUCUUUUACUUCAUGCCAUCAUGGCAAGGAAAGCCACAGGUCCAAAGAGGACCUCAAGGUUGAGAGUCCGAUCAGUGGAGGGUCGUUUUUCAAUCUGAGUUCAUCUGCUAGCAGUUUGUACCCUCCAUUUUCACACUCACACAUGCUAGGACCCUACAGCUCCUAUAUGGAACAGGAAUGUGGUACAGCAGCUCUCUAUUCCACAGCUGGGGCCUGGAUGAGUCCUACCUCGUACUCGCCCAAACUAUGCAAUUCACUGAGACUCUCUCCAUCAGAGGCUCGUGAGUGUGUGAACUGUGGAGCUACUGCCACCCCUCUGUGGAGACGGGAUGGAACAGGCCAUUAUUUGUGUAACGCCUGCGGCCUGUACCACAAAAUGAAUGGUCAGAACAGGCCACUUAUUAGGCCAAAAAAAAGACUUAUUGUGAGUAAACGUGCUGGGACACAGUGUGCCAAUUGUCAGACCAGUACCACCACAUUGUGGAGACGCAAUGCUAAUGGUGAACCUGUAUGCAAUGCCUGUGGUCUUUACUUCAAACUGCAUAAUGUCAACAGGCCACUGACCAUGAAGAAGGAUGGAAUACAGACACGCAAUCGCAAAGUGUCAAACAGAAACAAAAAAGUAAAGAAGUGUGGUGCUGCAGUAGUUUACCCUGAACUUGGUCAUAUUGCAGGCCCGGAGGAGCAUGCAGGAACCCUGCUUGCCUACAGUGACACCCCCCACCUACUAUCUCCCUCCAACUUGCCAUAUCCUUAUAACCAAAACUCCGGAAUAGUGCAAACACUGGUGUGAGACGCUGCUAAAAGACAGUACCUAGACAUGGUCAGGUGUGUAAACCCAUUUAAAGUCUAACACAUUUCCGAAGGCUUAAAUGAGUAAUGAUAUUGCUGUAUACAAUGUGUUGUAUAUAUUGAUUAAUGUUGAUUUUAUUGAUGGGUUGUCAACAUAUAUGAUUUCUUCCUGUGGUAUAAAAUUAAAAAUAUUGUAAUGAUGCAUGUGCUUUAAAAUUUACUCAGGUUUUGACUAUUGUAUCUAUUGUAUGUAAAUUUAAAUUUUUGUCAUGAAAAAAAUGCAGUAAAACCUUUGUUCAACAAAGGGUAAUUUUCAUUAUGAGUAAAUGUUAUGUAAUUUUAGGAACUGUACUAGUGGUGGUUUACAAAUCACUGUGUGCACAUUGUAGUGCCUUUAUUAUACUUUUUUGAACAUUAUUUUAAAACAUUAACAUGCAAACAAACCUUUUUUUUUAAUAAAGCUGGGUGGGACAAAAACAUUUCUAAACCUAAGUCUAUAUAAAGUCCCAAUUUUAAACUGAUGCUGCUUUAACUUUGCUUAUAAUGCUACAACAAGGCACACAUGGCUGCAGGUGCAAUUAACAUUCAUAAAAUAUUUUUUUAAAUUAAAUGUGUUUAAAUGUGUGAAGAAAGUUGUUUUUGUUUUUGCUGAGAACCAAGUGGGUUUCUAUUUUCCUCUGACAGAAUUUAUUAGCUGGAAAGCAAGCUAUGGAUUGGGGAAAUGGCACCAAAUGACAAAAAAGAUUAGCAACCACAGGAUCAGCUCAGCACGGUUUAAGAAACAUCCGUUAACACCCUUGGUCUCAGUUUCUCCUCUUUUGCUUGACACCACUGACAUUUCAAUUAAACUAAAGAACAAACCAGUAUUCUAUUGUAUUAAACAAAACCAGCUAAAUUAAAUACAUUAAAAACUACACCAAAGAAUGCAUUUUUAUGUUUUAUCUUUUUGGAGUGCUUUAUGCACUUAAGCAUGCUACAAAUUUAAGGACAACAAAACUGUCUGUUUCUCACCAUCAACCUCUCACUGACCACUUUGGCCACUGGGUUUACCUAUUUUGUACGGUACAUUCACGGGUCAUUUUAUGAGCUACUUUUAGCUUAUUCAUUUCGUGGGCAUACAAUUUCUGAUUGCAGUCCACUUGCUUUGUUCACUUUGUUACCCCUUCUACAACAUUCAUCAAUAGAAAAAGACUCUAAUUGGAGCCCCAAAGACCAGAUAUUAAUCGGGCGGUGGGCCAUUCUGAGCACUGCAGCAUAUUUCAGAUGUUUUUAAUUACUUUUUACACCUACUGGUCACACAUCAAGCACACAUACCCACACAUACCCAUAGCACACAAUGAAGAUGUAUAG
This is a messenger RNA of Trichomycterus rosablanca, 2628 nucleotides long. It is a transcript of the gene gata1a, whose product is annotated as GATA binding protein 1a. The record is from RefSeq and is a predicted model, not a curated record. Gene Ontology annotation, biological process: negative regulation of transcription by RNA polymerase II; cell fate commitment; positive regulation of transcription by RNA polymerase II. Gene Ontology annotation, molecular function: DNA-binding transcription factor activity, RNA polymerase II-specific; RNA polymerase II cis-regulatory region sequence-specific DNA binding; zinc ion binding. Bases 98 to 1279 code for a protein of 393 amino acids. NCBI's taxonomy places the organism in Eukaryota, Metazoa, Chordata, Actinopteri, Siluriformes, Trichomycteridae. Gene Ontology annotation, cellular component: nucleus. The transcript is spliced from 6 exons.